AUGGAGGCUGAUGGUUUUGUGCAAGACGCCAGUGAGCACUCGAGACUUCACCUGCGUCCACAGGGCCCGGAGCGCACGUCCUGGCCACACCCGCACACCACGGCCUUCGGAGCCGGGCCGCGGGAUGACGCCCCUGGGCCGGCCGGUGGACAGCCCAAGGCGAGCGAAGAGCGUGUCCGCGGGCUUGACCAGGCUCCUGGGGAGAGGAAGGGGCCGGACCCCCCCCCCCCCUUUCGGUACUCUUUUCGGGCCCUCCACUCGGGGGUCGCAGCUCGUAGACUGUGUACCAGCUGGGAUGCGGGGGUCUCGUUGCAGUGGGAGGCGCGCUGCUCUUGUGGCCCCACCCCCGGCCAGCGGCUGCGCUCCGGGAGAGGCAGGACAGGGCUGGCCUGCGGCCCUGGGGCCCGGCCCGCCUCCGACCCGCGGCGCCACCUGCAGGGGACCUCGCAGCAGGCCCGGGCCAGGCCUCCGAGCGGUCCCGAUCGCCCCGCCUGCCCAGGCCGCCCACGACGGACACACUCGGCCAGCCCCGUCCCGCCCCCUGCGCCCGGGUUCCGCCUUCUCCGCGGGAUGCUCCUCCCCCUACCUGCCCGGGGCCGGCCCGCCAGCUCAAGACACGGGUGGUCAGGCCUGCCGGGGGUGCACUGCGGCUUGGAACCCCUCGGGCUCAGAACGUGCGGAUGGAGGGAUGGAGACACAGACCCUCAGGCUCUGCGCCAGGGGGCUCCCUGGGAGGGCGCGAGCCACGUCUUCCAGGUGAGAAAACGCUGUCAGUAG
Bubalus bubalis (water buffalo) is the source of this 777-nucleotide messenger RNA. RefSeq names its product translation initiation factor IF-2-like. The transcript has 3 exons. Lineage: Eukaryota; Metazoa; Chordata; Mammalia; Artiodactyla; Bovidae. The record is from RefSeq and is a predicted model, not a curated record. Bases 1 to 777 code for a protein of 258 amino acids.